AUGACGUAUGUCCAAGGUUCCGACGGGCGCAAGCUUAAGGGCCGAGCAUUGCUAGACACGUGUGCCACGGCUAAUUUUAUUACCGAAACUUUCGUCAAACGUUUAGGCGUACCGAUAAUUAAACAUUCGGCCACAAUCGGUGCGAUUGACAAUGCCAGCACCGUGUCGAGAGGCAUAGCACAAAUUAUCAUCCAUUCGAUAUACGAUGAAUACAGUAAAUCGUUGACCUGCUUAAUAGUACCUACGAUUGCGGAUUUGAUACCCGCCGAAACGUUUUCGCGCGACUCAUUUAGAAUUCCGCAAAAUAUCAGGCUAGCCGAUCCAGAGUUUCACAUUCCACGAGGAAUUGAUUUGUUAGUCGGAUCCGGAACAACGCUAUCGUUAUUUUCCGUCGGACAAAUUAAUUUAUCAAACAAACAUCACGAUCUAUAUCUACAAAAGACGCGACUCGGUUGGAUAGUCACUGGAAGUCCGUCCGCGCUGAACUCUUCGAAAUCCCCGACAUGUCACUUAACGAGCUUAGAACGGCAAUUAACCAAAUUUUGGGAAAUCGAGGAGAUAACGACGGACAAACCGAUGUCGGAAGAAGACGCGCGAUGCGAAGCGCAUUUUUCAGAGACUGUAUCUCGCGAUAACAACGGGCGUUACGUGGUACGAUUGCCAUUUCGCAAGGAUAACGUGCGUCUGGGCGAUUCACGGGCCCUUGCUCUUAAACGAUUGUUAUCCCUAGAACGAAGAUUCAAUAUAAAUGAAUCAUUUAAAACCGGAUAUGUUAGGGCGAUCGAGGAAUAUAUGGCGCUAGGAUACAUAUCUCGAGUAGAAAAUCCCGGCAGCGACGGCUAUUACAUGCCUCACCACGCAGUGGUAAAGGAAACCAGUACUACCACUAAAAUUAGAAUCGUGUUCGACGCAUCCGCAAAAAUUAGCGAAGGAAUAUCAUUGAAUUCCUUGCUAAUAACAGGGCCCACUAUUCAAGACAAGCUGUUCAUGCAUUUGAUUCGUUUCCGUACUUAUAAUUACGUUCUUACAGCCGACAUUGAAAAAAUGUAUUGUCAGGUGCAAUUACACGAAAACGACCGAUGCUAUCAGAGAAUACUAUGGCGCGUAAACAAAGAGAUCGAGACCUUUCAAUUUAAUACUCUUGCUUUCGGUGUCGCCUCAUCCCCCUUCUUAGCAAUACGCGCGAUUCACCAAUUAGCAGAUGACGAACAUCAUAUCUAUCCUCGAGCUGCGGCAAUUCUCAAGCGGCAUUUAUACGUAGACGAUCUGUUGACAGGCGCGGACACUAUCGAACAAGCGCGAAUGAUUAAAGAUGAAGUGAUCGCGCUAUUGAACCGCGGCGGAUUCGUCAUAAGACAGUUCGUCUAA
Molecule: messenger RNA, 1368 nt
Organism: Solenopsis invicta (red fire ant)
Lineage: Eukaryota; Metazoa; Arthropoda; Insecta; Hymenoptera; Formicidae
Exons: 1
Coding region: 1-1368 (455 amino acids)
Source: RefSeq, a predicted model, not a curated record